UGGUUUCCAAAAAAAUUCUGCCAUGUGUUUUUUUUUUCUAGGGGUUGAGAAAAAAAAUAUUGGAACAAAAGUACGUAACAUGAAAACAAAUAUUACAUGACUUGUGUAAAGUUACGGGAAAACUGAAAAAUAUAUUUUUUUGUUCUCGGAGCCAAGUAACGGGGUUUCAAAAAAAAAAAAAAGACAAAAUACAGAUGUAUAUCCACAACUAUAAGGUUUGUGACAAAUAUCCACAACUAUCGAAAUACACGAAAUCCAUUUCCGUCCACUCCGUUAACUUCGUCAGUUAACUUGAUGACUGGACAGACAGUGGAUGCUUAGUUGGCAUGUUUGUGACCCACUGAAUGACGUGGAUUAAAAGAGAAAAAAAAAUUAAAAACCCUAAAAACCACAAAACGAGUAUUGACUUUCCAUUUCUCAACUUCGAUCCGUCUUCUCCCCUUUCCUUAAUCUCUCAGUUUUCCGACCACGACAGAUGGCGAGACUAAAAAUCCAACCCAUAAACACGCCCGAUAACCACCGAUCCUCCUCUGAUCGACGCCUCCGCCUCCAAAUAACCCUACCCAAGCCCAGAUUUUGAUUCCAACCACAAUCCUCAACCAUCGCGUCCCUUUUACUCCGAUAGCUUCCAUGCAGUCGGCGCCAUGGUGAUACCAAGCUUGAAAAUCAAACAAAAUAAGAUUGAACUAACCAAAUCGCCAACAGAGAAGACUGCAGUAGUGAGGUCUAACAGAUAACGGUGGAGGUAGUUUAAUCCCAAACUCGAUGCCACCUCCGCUCCCGGAUUUCACUUCGACCACGUCGCUAGAGCGGGGAACAACAGUCCAAAUCUUUCUUGAGAGAAACAGCGCUGGAUCUGAAAUCGUUCGCUCCGCUCUUCGAAUUCGUCGCCGCUGGACCUCCCGUAGCGGUGGGGAGCUCCCGCCCCAGACCUGGCGACGGAGGAUAUGGGUACGAAGCCGUUUUUGGGGCAAAAGGGGAGGUGAUUUUGGCGGCGGCCGUCGGGGAACAGGCGACGAGGAGUAGUUGGGAGCCGAGAUGGAGGUGGUCACCGGUUUUGGAAUAUGCAGAGGUUGCUAACAGAGAACAGAAACAAAAAUAUGGAUUUGCCCAAACCCACAUCUCACCUCUGUAAGAACAUUCAGGUAUGCGUAAUGGGUCACGACCUGCAUGAGUGCCCAAGAAGCGAGGUCCGAUUUUGAUUUCAAAACAAAGAUGAACCCUAUUUUUUUUAGUUUGGGGAAGGGGUGAAGAGCCCGACGGGGUUAAACGAGGAAAAAAUGGUUUUUUCAUUUUCGUUUUUAUUCAACUAGCCUAUUUGGCAUCUAGGUGUAAAGUUUGAUUGCUUUUUGGCUUAUAAGGCAGGUGAGAUGACAUCAAUUCAGCAUUCCGUUAGUCAAUUUAACGCCGUCUGACACGCCGUUAUAGUUUCAGAACGGAAGUGGAUAGAUUUGUCACACAAUCUUGUGAUUUUUGGAUAUUUCGUGUAUUUCAUUAGUUGUGGACUUGUGGAUAUAUUUGUCACAAACCUGAUAAUUGUGGAUAUUGAUGACUCGGUAUUUGCACAUGUUUUCCCCUUUGUUUCUUGAUUGUUUGAGCUUGAAUUAUUGCGUCUUUGGCCUAUUUUAUGCUAGGUUGUGUUCCUUUGUCCCAUUUCAGGUCCUAGCACAUAAAGUGAAGCAUAGGCGCAAGUUUCAAGUCAAUCAGAGAUCAAUUGACGAUUCGAGAGAAGAAACUCGGGCAUGACCUGAAGAAGAAUGGAUUUCUACCUCACUUUAUGGACAAAGAAUCAUGCAAGCUUGUUAUGAAACGAAAGAGGACGAGACUACGAGCGUCUGGGAUCAAACGGCGAUUGAUUCGGAGUCCGGACGAGGGAGAAACGAAGCAUUAAACAGAGGCUGAGCAAGCUGCACGGGCAGACCAGCGUGGCCACGCACGGCCGUGCAAGUGACCAGUUUGGCCGUGCGGGAUUGUGCGUGGGCACGCACGGGCACAAGUGAAAUCCGCACGGCCGUGCAACAUACAAUUCUGGCCGUGCGAGUUGGCUGAGGUUCAACUAAUUGAUACGCCGCGUUUUGAGGUGCACGGCCAUAAUGGUGAUGUGCACGGCCGUGCACACUGGCCGUGCGAGUCGGGAUUUCCUGGUUUUAAGCCAAAUUCCGAACCAAAGAAGGGGGAGAGCUGGGUUUUGGAUCCCAAACACCCAAGGGACGAACCCUAGAGAGAGAGGGCGAUUUGAGGGCAUUCUUGGAGUAGAGAAGGAGGAUUUCUUCGCCUUGGAAGCUCGAGGAACAAGCCCGGACUUGAAGACUGAUCAUCUGAAGAUUCUUACUGCAGUCUCUCUCUUCUCUAUGGAGUAACUUCCCUUCACUUAGGUUUUGAGGAACCCUAGCUAUGUUUGUUUGAUUGGAUGAUUGUAUGAGUACUCUGACUUGAUAAUCUUGAGUUCAUAUUCAAUCUAUGCAUGUUUUCAUGAUUCAAUUCUGCUUUAGUCGAGAUUAUUGAUUCUGCUUUGAUUCUAUGAGAGGGAAUACCUGAUUAGGUCAAUAGAGCACCAUAGAUUGAUAGUAGUGGAUCGAUUUCUUUAGUCGAGGGUUGAUUCACUGCUUUGUAUCGAUUGAGAACCUCUUUCGAUAGAGGGAGUCUAGUUCAGAACGCCUUGAUCAGUUGUUCUAGAGAAGGAUACGUCCCUCUAGGCAAUUGACUCAAGAGGGCCUUGUUCCUUUAGUCGAGACUCAAGGUCUAGUCGAGGAUUCUCCGCAUUGUGAAUGAAAGUGAAACAAGUUAGAAAUCAUCAAUCGUUAAUCUGGCUAGUGGCUAGGGGGAAUCAUACCUAAGUGAGUUCCCAACCUGUAAUUAGAUUAACUUUAACUGUAGUUUGCUAGAGUAGUUUUAGUUCUUUUAUCUUGAUCUGGUUUGCUAAAUAAUAAACUGAAGCUGAGUAAUAGUAACUCUAGAGACCCGUGGAUUCGAUAUUUAUCACUUGAGCCACUAUACUGCAGUCCCUUCCAUUGCUUACACUUGGCCAUUGUUAGGUGUUGUGUUUUAGCGAGUCAAGUUUUUGGCGCCGUUGCCGGGGACUUUCUAGAGUAUUAGGAAAGGCAGAAGUUUGUUACUUUAGCGUUUUUCUUUUCUUUUCUUUUCCACCCUUGCUUUUCACUUGGGUGUUUUUAUUUUUGUUGGUGCAGAUCUGAAUCAUGGAUCCUAAUGGCUUCUCCAAUCAUUGGGGGUAUCCACCACCAUCUGGGUGGUAUUACCCCGAGACUCCCUGGAGCAAUCAAGGCGGAGAAGACUAUGGGUUCGGGUUCCAGUACCAACCCCCUUACUACGGAGAACAACCGGACCCCUGGGCAUAUCAAGAACAACCUCAUUAUCAAGAAGAAUUUCUCCCACAACCAGAAGGGCCAUCGGCGCUGGAGUUACUCAUGGAGCAGUAUGCUCGAGACUGUGAGAGAACAUGCUCCAGGAUGGAUCAGUGUGUCCAGGCCUCCCGUGAAACAGAUGAGAUCCUCCUGAGCCUUAAGAAGAGCGUCGAUGAUCUUGAGCGAUCUUGGGCGCAACCUGCUCCAGAUCACCCUUCUGCUACCAUACAAGAAGAGGAGGAGGAAGAAGAGGGCUACAAGGGCAUUGUGGAACACACUGAAGUCGUCACGGAGAGCUCCCGUGAUGAUCAUGAUCAGGCCUGUCAUGUCGUAGCCGACCACACCUUCCCACACCCCAAACUGAGCUUUGAAGAGGCGGGCAUGAGUGAGGAGAUGCAAGAAGAUCUCAUGAAAGAAAUUGCUUGGCAACUUGCUCUCCAAUCCGUGCUAGAAGAAGAAGAGCAAGAAAGGGUGCAGAAAGAAGUUGUGGAGGAUGACGGAAGUGAUGCUAGAGGAGUUCUUGAUCAUUUCCCAGGGGUGAUACCACAUGAAGAAGGAAGGGAGGUUGAAGAAGCAAUUGGCGUCCAGGCUGAGGACGAAGUUGAGGUGGAAGAGGCUUGCACCGGCCAUGAGUUACAUGUGAUAUCUCCACCAAACUUCGAGGAACUGCUUAGCAAGGACCCAUUUGCAGUGUCUCUUUGCCAGACCAAGGCCACCUCGACAUCGGUCCCUCUUGGUGGACGCGAUGGUGGCCAAUCGAUGCUGUCUUAUCUGGUUUGGGGCAAUGAGACGAGAGAAGAGAAGAAGAGGUCUCGAGGGUGGAGACUUCGUCUGCAUCAAGUACAUGAGCCUUCAUCACCUGCCGCAUCACAUGCUCAUGACUUGAGACUCCACCUCAUCGAUGAGAACCUCAACUUCAAGGAGGUUCUAGCAUGGACCGAAACUUAGGAGCCAUCGUCCGGCUCAUGACGUGAAAGAAGCGCUUGUUGGGAGGCAACCCAACCAGUCGGUUUGCAUCUCUUUCUCUAUUUCUCUUCGGUUGAGUCAGUUUUGUUCUUUGAUUUCAGAGUCAAUAAUUCAACCUUUGUGAGAUUUUGUGUGGUGUUUGUGUUUCGACUACUUUGUCCUCCUGGAAUGCACCGCCUUCCCCGUCCACAAUCAUUCACCGUUGAUAUGGUAACUUCGUUCUACCCUCCUUAUCUUUCCUCCAUUGAGGACAAUGUCGUGCUUAAGUGUGGGGGGAUGUUCGAUUAUGUAUGUGUGUGAAUGUUUGACUGUUUGUGUCUUGGAGCCUAGUCCACUGUCCAAAUUUCGAUUUGAGGGCUCCAAGUACGUGUUCCAUGCAAUUGCCUGCUCAGUAUGCUUUGAAUUGACAGUCUUUAUAGUAAUAUGCAACCUAGGGAGGUAGUGUAGCACUAUGGAGGAUGUUGAUGCAUUUAAGAAGUCUCAUUUCUUCUUCAUAUAAAGUUGGUUGAUUGAGUGAAUUAGUGAUCUUAGGACCCUUGAAUUGUGUGGUGUUGUGGAUUCUCUACCUGUCAUGGACUCUUGUAUCAUGUUUUGAAAGUAACAGGUGCUCGAAAAUGUGCUUCAAAAUAAACGUCUCCCGUGCGAAUAGGGCGAAAGUGUGUAAGGGGAGACGGGAAUUCGUUCCCAAUUUCCACCUACUACCUCCAGCCCCCUUACAUGUCUUUCCCCCGCACGAGGCUCGAGACAUCCGCUCCUGGCAUGGCCGGUAAGAGCAGGUUGGGACCCUUGAAAAAGAAAAGAAAAGAAAAAUAUCAGAAAACAAGCAAAACAAAAAAAAAGGGGUCUCAACCAUCUUCAAGAAGCAGAAAAUAGAGCACCUUGAAAAAUGUGAGUCCAUGAUCUGUUGUUUUUGAGAAUCUCCUCAUCCACAAUUCAUUUGUCCUCUGUUCACUAUUUGCCAUGAUGCCGACUCGCCGAAGAAGUUAUGAGAUGACUUGUGCGUCGGUUGACCUCGUAAGCUGCUAAAUGAUCUAGGAAGUCCUCUACCUACGAUCUGGGUUGUUUGUUGCUAUAGAGGUCUGGAGAGUUGCAUUGGUUUGAGUUAGGUUUGCUUGGGGACAAGCAAACAGUUAAGUGUGGGGGGAUUUGAUGACUCGGUAUUUGCACAUGUUUUCCCCUUUGUUUCUUGAUUGUUUGAGCUUGAAUUAUUGCGUCUUUGGCCUAUUUUAUGCUAGGUUGUGUUCCUUUGUCCCAUUUCAGGUCCUAGCACAUAAAGUGAAGCAUAGGCGCAAGUUUCAAGUCAAUCAGAGAUCAAUUGACGAUUCGAGAGAAGAAACUCGGGCAUGACCUGAAGAAGAAUGGAUUUCUACCUCACUUUAUGGACAAAGAAUCAUGCAAGCUUGUUAUGAAACGAAAGAGGACGAGACUACGAGCGUCUGGGAUCAAACGGCGAUUGAUUCGGAGUCCGGACGAGGGAGAAACGAAGCAUUAAACAGAGGCUGAGCAAGCUGCACGGGCAGACCAGCGUGGCCACGCACGGCCGUGCAAGUGACCAGUUUGGCCGUGCGGGAUUGUGCGUGGGCACGCACGGGCACAAGUGAAAUCCGCACGGCCGUGCAACAUACAAUUCUGGCCGUGCGAGUUGGCUGAGGUUCAACUAAUUGAUACGCCGCGUUUUGAGGUGCACGGCCAUAAUGGUGAUGUGCACGGCCGUGCACACUGGCCGUGCGAGUCGGGAUUUCCUGGUUUUAAGCCAAAUUCCGAACCAAAGAAGGGGGAGAGCUGGGUUUUGGAUCCCAAACACCCAAGGGACGAACCCUAGAGAGAGAGGGCGAUUUGAGGGCAUUCUUGGAGUAGAGAAGGAGGAUUUCUUCGCCUUGGAAGCUCGAGGAACAAGCCCGGACUUGAAGACUGAUCAUCUGAAGAUUCUUACUGCAGUCUCUCUCUUCUCUAUGGAGUAACUUCCCUUCACUUAGGUUUUGAGGAACCCUAGCUAUGUUUGUUUGAUUGGAUGAUUGUAUGAGUACUCUGACUUGAUAAUCUUGAGUUCAUAUUCAAUCUAUGCAUGUUUUCAUGAUUCAAUUCUGCUUUAGUCGAGAUUAUUGAUUCUGCUUUGAUUCUAUGAGAGGGAAUACCUGAUUAGGUCAAUAGAGCACCAUAGAUUGAUAGUAGUGGAUCGAUUGCUUUAGUCGAGGGUUGAUUCACUGCUUUGUAUCGAUUGAGAACCUCUUUCGAUAGAGGGAGUCUAGUUCAGAACGCCUUGAUCAGUUGUUCUAGAGAAGGAUACGUCCCUCUAGGCAAUUGACUCAAGAGGGCCUUGUUCCUUUAGUCGAGACUCAAGGUCUAGUCGAGGAUUCUCCGCAUUGUGAAUGAAAGUGAAACAAGUUAGAAAUCAUCAAUCGUUAAUCUGGCUAGUGGCUAGGGGGAAUCAUACCUAAGUGAGUUCCCAACCUGUAAUUAGAUUAACUUUAACUGUAGUUUGCUAGAGUAGUUUUAGUUCUUUUAUCUUGAUCUGGUUUGCUAAAUAAUAAACUGAAGCUGAGUAAUAGUAACUCUAGAGACCCGUGGAUUCGAUAUUUAUCACUUGAGCCACUAUACUGCAGUCCCUUCCAUUGCUUACACUUGGCCAUUGUUAGGUGUUGUGUUUUAGCGAGUCAGAUAUACAACUGUAUUUUGCCAAAAAAAAAGUAGCCCAGUAACGGAGAAAGCCGAAGACCGGCUGUAGCUGGUAAAAAAGGGACAAUAUCAAU
Molecule: messenger RNA, 7078 nt
Organism: Linum trigynum
Lineage: Eukaryota; Viridiplantae; Streptophyta; Magnoliopsida; Malpighiales; Linaceae
Source: the annotation of a GenBank genome assembly